Molecule: messenger RNA, 4279 nt
Organism: Rhopilema esculentum
Lineage: Eukaryota; Metazoa; Cnidaria; Scyphozoa; Rhizostomeae; Rhizostomatidae
Product: TBC1 domain family member 2B
Biological process (GO): regulation of GTPase activity
Molecular function (GO): GTPase activator activity; small GTPase binding
Source: RefSeq, a predicted model, not a curated record
ACAAGGUCAACAAGGAAGAAAUAUGGCGGAAGAUCCUGAGUGGGAGUAUGUGGAGCCUCCCCCUGAAGUAGAAUUUGCCAUGAACACAGCGGAGUCAGCUACUGGUGUAGUUCAAGAGAACUAUGCAAAAGAUGCUACACAAGAAAGGCUUUGUGGGUACCUCAGUAAACUUGGAGCCAAAGGGUUAAAGACAUGGAAAGAAAGGUGGUUUGUUUUUGAACCACGAAAAUGUACACUUUAUUACUAUAGAACAAGAAACUGCACAGAUCCCUUGGGGAAUAUUGAUAUUGCCAGUGCUACUUUCUCCCUGAGCACAAAUCCAUCACUCAAAGAGUUUGAAAUUAGGGCAGGAGAAAGGGCCUACCAGCUAAAGGCCCCUGACAAAGAAACUGUGCAAUUUUGGCUACAGCAAUUGAAGGCUGAAAGGGCGAAGUUCACAAGGCGUCAGUCUAGUAUGUGUGGGGAAACACGAUCCUCUUCUUCUGGUUUAAGACCAACGAGUGGACUGUUAGCAAGCCCAAGUGGGCCCGAGAACGGCGAAGAUGUGACAGAUGACUUGGUGUCUUUUUCUGAGCCAAUUAAGAAGCCGGCCACAGUUGGCGAAGCAUCCAAAUCAGAGAGCAGCCAAUCGAUUUCGAAUCUCUCUUUAUCUAACAUAAGAACGGAACUCAAAAACUGGAGAAAAUCUGGGCUAUUUAACUCAAUUGCAGCAGGUGAUCCCUUGUACAACCAACCAAAACCUGAAGCCGAUGAGAGAUCUCUUUCUCCCAUUAAUGAAGGCAAUGGAAACCAAAAACCAGUGAAGCUGAGAGAACCUAAAGCUAGCAGUCGAGGAGUUGACUUCGGAUUCUUAAAAAUGUCGGCUGCUUUGAAGAGACGCACUUUUUGGGGAACACAAUCAGUUUCCGUGGAUCAGCAGAACAUUAAAGAAACAUGUCAAGACUGCGAAGAGUUCAAACAAAUUCUCUCAUCUCUGAAGGAAGCAAUUCAAAUAGCCGAAAAAGAGAUUCGAACACGUGACGACGUCAUAGAGAGUUUGCACGAACAGAUUCGAUAUGAGGUCACCAAUAAAUCACCGACGGGAACAAAAGCUGAAAUGGAUCCCGAUUCUCUUGAAGAAAAAGACCUUUAUAUCGAAAAGCUGUCGAACAUUUUAAAAAAAUUGAAACAAGAAAACGAAGACUUGCAAAUAAGACUAGAUGACAAGAAUAAUAAAAUUGAUGAAAUGGUGGAAAAGAAUAAUGUUUUAGAAGAAAUGAUUACAAAUAAAGACAGUGAAAUAGUAGCCUUAACAAAUCAGAUUUUUACAAUCGAACAUCCUGAAACUGCGGAGGACGCCUCCGAAGAGACUCCAGUGGUCAGUGAAAUGCAGAGUCCCUUGAAACAAGAAGAAACUGAAGACCAAUUGAAAGAGAAGUGCAACGCGUAUGUGGAACAAAACAAACUGCUCAAUAGUGAGAUUUUGGAGCUGACACGCUUGAGAAAGCUUGACAAUGACAUCAUCAAGGAUAGAGAAGCGAGGAUCGUUGAGUUGGAAGCACAAUUGUGCAAGAUUAGAAGUCGUUAUUCUGUUUUGCUGAAUGAGCGAUCGGCAUCUCCAGGAGACGCGCUGGAUAAUUUGAUCAACCAAACCUACGCGGCUGAUGGACAGCAGAAAUCCCCAACUUCUCCUAAGCUUGCUGAUAGGUAUGGUUUUUACGAAGGCAGCGACACAGAGGCCGAGGAGGGGCUCUUUGACAAGUUGUUAGAGACAAGAACUGGUUUGAAUGAGGUUUCUGUUGGAGAUAGAUGGGAAGCCUUUCUUCUUGCACAAGGCACAAAACCGAUUGAGAAAACGGAAGAAGUAAAAGGUCUUGUGCGACAAGGCAUACCUCAUGAAUACCGGGCGAGAGUCUGGCUUGGUUUGGUUAAUCAUUACGUCAGGCAUGAACGCAAGGUUGCUGGACCCGGAUACUUCCACUCUCUUUUAAAAGACAAGCAGAGUAGUUACACCCCCGCUUCCAAGCAAAUAGAGCUUGACUUGCUGCGAACAUUGCCGAAUAACAAAUUCUAUGUCAACAUGGACUCACCGGGGAUUGCCAAAUUGCGAAAUGUUCUUUUGGCUUUCAGUUGGCAUAACCCAAAUGUUGGAUAUUGUCAGGGGCUGAAUCGUCUUGGAGCCAUUGCGUUGCUUUACCUGAAUGAAGAAGAUGCAUUUUGGUGCCUAGUAGCCAUCGUAGAGCAUUUGAUGCCUCCAGACUACUACGGAAGCACUCUAAUUGGCGCACAAAUUGAUCAGAGAGUGUUAAAAGAUUUACUUGACGAAAAAUUGCCAAAGUUAUCACAGAUGUUCCAGACUUUAGGGGUGGAUCUGUCGUUACUCUCCUUCAAUUGGUUUCUGGUCGUUUAUGGUGAUAUUUUCCGCAUUGAGUUCGUUCUUCGCGUCUGGGACACAUUUCUAUUCGAAGGAAACAAGGUACUUUUCCGAUAUGCCCUUGCCAUAUUCAAAAGCUGUGAGGAAGACCUACUCAAGUUUAGAGACUGUUCAGAGGUGUUCGCUUAUUUCCGUCGGCUGCCUUCUCAUCGGACAAGCCCCCAUCGGGUGUCACAGAUUGCAUUUCAUCAAAUGAACCCUUUCCCAAAGAAAAACAUUAUGACCAAAAGAGCAUACCACAAACCGAAAUUAGAGGCUGAGCUGCGUGAAUUUGAGACGAUGAGACAAGACAAAACUGAAAGAGAUUCACGGAAAGAAAGUGAAAUAUUGAGCGAUGGGGAUGAUGAUGAUUAAUGAUCGAAACUUUAAUUAUAUAAUUCAUAGAGUUUUUAGAAUAAUAUGGUUUUACAUUGAAGGUGUCCAACGUACAUAGGUUCUCCGGGUAAUAACUGUUUCUUAUAUACGAACAUUUCAUAGUCUUUCACCUUUUUAUCCAUUCUAAACAUGUUAAUUGUUUUUGCUAGCCAGAGUAAGAUUAUAGCUUUUUAUAUGUAUGUCUUAACUAUUGUUUAAAAUUUUUAUAGAUGUUUAUACACCAAGAUGCUAGAUUUUAACAGCAAAAAUAUCCUGAGCCUUGAUAUAUAUAUAUACAUUGAACCCUGCCAAGACGGUUUGAUUGGAUGGUCCCAAAACUUUUCAUCAAACACUCCUCAGAAUAUGAAAUAUCGGAUAGAGAGUAAGAAAUGCGAUUAAAGGGAUAGGAAAUGUAUACCGAGUGGAUUGAAAAGUGCCGACGAGAGACACCCUCAUAUGACAGAUAAGCUGGCCAAUAAGGCCCGCUUAGGCCUUUUUUAGGCCCUUCUUAGGCCCUUCUUAGGCCCUUUUUAGGCCAUUCUUAGGCCCUUCUUAGGCCCUUCUUAGGCCCUACUUAGGCCCUUCUUAGGCCCGCUUUGGCCUCCUCGAGCUAUUGGAAAUAUUCCUAAUGGAGUCCCAGAGUAAAAACGACAGGCACCAGAUUAUUCUGUAAUUAUUCUGUUAUAGAUCUGUAUGUUGUUUAUGGUGAGCAAAUGAAGGACUUUCAAACUUCAGUGACUGCAUAUAAUAUUUCCCGUCUGCACACUGUAUGCUUAGAAUUUCAUAUUUGCCAAAGCCAAGGACAGCUGAUCCGUCAAAAAAAGUCCGAUUAAAGUUUAUUCCGAUAUUUCAUGCCAGAAAUGCUUACCCAUUUUAUGGGGCUUAAGACUCUUCUUACCCUUUUCUAAGGUGCUUAUACAUCGAACCUGCUGGCCCGGUUGCCAGGGCUUACCCGGUCAUCCGAGCUACGACUUUCUAACAUAUAUGGCUUGAAUCGAUUAUAUUGAGAAUGGCUGGCCCGACUUUAAUCGAUUACAUGAGCAAAAACAUUAAAUUGCAGCUCACUUUACCGGGCUAGCCUGUAGGAAGAAGACAGUAUCCGUCUAACCGGGCUCCCCGUUCCCCGUGUAAUCGAAAUUUUGCUAAACACAAAGUAUGCUCCCUCCUCGGUUAACCAGGCCAGCUUGCUCCAUGUAAGCAGCCCCUAAAUGCCCCCUGUUUUGGCCUCAUACUAGAAGUAACAAAUUUUGAAGCAAGCAUAAAAACUUGAAUAGUUAGCAUUCCAUUCUAUAUUUUUGGUAUGACCUCAUACCUUUCUCAGAAUGUACAUGACUCAUAUCUAUUCAUUAUUUCCCUGUUCUAGCAAACCUUAUUCAGACAGGGAACGCAACCUAACUUAAUCUCCUUUUACGGCAAAACAUCCGAUUUACUGUUCAGAUCUUAUGUGAUUUAUGUUAAAGAUGAUUUAUAUAUACAAUUAACUUAUGUUGCUUAAUAAAGACAUUAAUUGGA